Chenopodium quinoa (quinoa) is the source of this 744-nucleotide messenger RNA. Its product is annotated as protein PLANT CADMIUM RESISTANCE 2-like. The record is from RefSeq and is a predicted model, not a curated record. The transcript has 5 exons. The coding region runs from base 118 to 627 and encodes 169 amino acids. Lineage: Eukaryota; Viridiplantae; Streptophyta; Magnoliopsida; Caryophyllales; Amaranthaceae.
ACUAUAUAUAUUCUCAUAAUUCUAAUCUUUUUUGUUCAUUCUCCAAUACUAUUACAACUUACUCUAUUCUAUCUUAGGAAUUGUUUCUUGCACAUAUACAUUUUUAAGCAUUGAAUCAUGAAGCAACAACAGCCUGCAAUGAGAAUUCCGGUGGCCGACCCGAAUGCUCCUCCAUUUGCUCCCCUGAAUCAACCAACUAAUGGUGGUGCUGUUGGAGAGUUCUCUACUGGCCUUUGUGAUUGUUUCUCUGAUAUUCCUCUAUGCUGUUUGACAUGCUGGUGCCCCUGCAUCACCUUUGGACGUAUAGCAGAGAUUGUUGACAAAGGCUCAUCAUCAUGUGGGGUAAGUGGAGCGUUAUAUUCAUUAAACAUGGUAGUUGCGGGAUGUCAAUGGAGAUAUUCAUGUACAUAUCGAUCAAAGAUGAAGGCUCAAUAUGGAAUACCAGAGAACAGUUGUGCAGAUUGUUGUACCCAUUUCUGGUGUGAGUCUUGUGCAUUAUGCCAAGAGUCAUACCGCGAGCUUGAACACCGUGGCUACAAUGUUUCCCUUGGAUGGCAUGGUAACAUGGAGAGGCAAAACCAAGGGAUGGUGGUUCCUCCACCAAUGCCGGGUGGCAUGACCCGAUAAGCUCAACACAACACAUGGAAGAUUUCAAGAUUAUUACAUACAUGUUCAUAUGUGAAAUUACUCCAUUUGAAUACUGUACUUAUUUGUUAUUUUUUACUUCGUACAUCGUUUUUGCGA